This is a messenger RNA of Setaria italica (foxtail millet), 657 nucleotides long. Its product is annotated as protein MAIN-LIKE 1-like. The transcript has 4 exons. The record is from RefSeq and is a predicted model, not a curated record. Lineage: Eukaryota; Viridiplantae; Streptophyta; Magnoliopsida; Poales; Poaceae. Gene Ontology annotation, biological process: meristem development; meristem maintenance. The coding region runs from base 1 to 657 and encodes 218 amino acids.
AUGGUCGAUAGUGCUGCGCGACGCGGUGAGAGGUCCACAUGGUUCCACUUCGACAUGUCACUGCUAGCAGCUCUGCUGGACCGGUGGCAACUGGAGACGCACACCUUCCACCUCCCGGUUGGUGAGAUGACCCUCAUACUGGAGGACAUCUCCAUGCUACUUGGUCUUCCCUGUGCAGGGUCCGCCAUAGCCGCGAUGGACGUCCCGCCUACCUGGCGUGAUGAGCUGCUGGGUCGGUUUGCGGAAGUUCACCGCGUAGAUGGUGCCUCGUCGUACCGCACUUUUAGCUCCACACACGGGCCCACGAAGGCAUGGCUGCAGCAGUUUAGUGCCGAGUACUUGAGAGCCAACGCCGAUGACGCCAUAGUAGCGCGACACUUGGAGGCGUACCUAUUGUGGCUCUUCAACUGGAUCUUGUUCUGCACAUCGCAGGGGAACUCGGUGCCUAAGCACCUUCUUCCUUACGCGAGGGCCAUUGUGGAGACGCUCAAUGAGGUUCCACAGUACAGCUGGGGUUCAGCUGUAUUGGCGGCCACCUAUAGGGGCCUUUGCACGGGUUGCUGCAAGGGUUUCAAUAACAACGACGUCGACAGGCCCACGAUGGGGUCGUUGUGGUGCCCGAGGAAGGGAAUAUGGGUGGGGGUGCAGAUGAAGUAG